Molecule: messenger RNA, 1254 nt
Organism: Penicillium cataractarum
Lineage: Eukaryota; Fungi; Ascomycota; Eurotiomycetes; Eurotiales; Aspergillaceae
Product: acyl-CoA dehydrogenase family protein
Exons: 7
Coding region: 1-1254 (417 amino acids)
Molecular function (GO): oxidoreductase activity, acting on the CH-CH group of donors; flavin adenine dinucleotide binding
Source: RefSeq, a predicted model, not a curated record
AUGGCCUCUGCACUCACUUCCGAAAUUCCUGGCGCCGACCCGGCCUGGCACCGUCGCCAUGAUCACCCAUACUUCAAGGAAAGUCAUUACAAGCUCCAACGAUUUGUUCGUGAGUACGUUGAUCGGGAGAUCGCGCCAAAUGUUGAAGAAUGGGAGAGAAAUGCAGAGGUUCCGGAGGCAGCUUUUAAGAGACAUGCAUCUCUAGGUUUUCUGGCAGCCUCAGCGUUUCCAAUCCCUAAGGAAUAUGUAAAGGGUGUGACCUUGCCCGCAGGGUUGAGUGUGGAUGAAUGGGACGAGUUCCACGAUGCGAUUAUCAUCGAUGAGAUGGCUCGAUGUGCUUGUUUGGGCACUAUCUGGGGUAUCAACGGCGGCGCGACCGUCGGAGGCCCUCCCCCUCGACCGCUAUGGGUCGCCACUGCAGAAGGAAAAAUAUCUUGCUCCUCUUCUGCGUGGACAGCAACGUCACUGUCUCUGUUCGGCUCUGAUGUUGCCGGUCUCACGACAAUCGCUAAGAAAACUCCGGAUGGAAAGCAUUAUGUUCUGAGUGGUGAGAAGAAAUGGGUGACUCAAGGCCGUUGGGCGACCCAUGGCCUGGUAGCCGCGCGAACUGGUCCUGCGGGUGCUAAGGGUAUCUCCGUGUUUAUUGUGCCUCUGGAUAACGAGAAGAUUUCGAAAAGGAAGAUUGAGAAUUCCGGCGUCAGCUCCAGCGGAUCAACUUAUAUGGAGUUUGACGAAAUCCUGGUGCCCGCUGAGAACUUGCUAGGCAAGGAGAACCAGGGCUUUGAAAUCAUCAUGUCCACCUUCGCCCACGAGCGACUGUGGGUUGGUAUCACAGCCCUUCGACUCGGUCGCGUCGCCUACGAAGACUCAUAUCGAUAUGCCUUGAAGCGUGAGACAUUCGGCAAGCCUCUUUUCGAGAACCAAGUGAUUCGCCAGAAAUUCUCGCGAAUGGCGAACCUGCUCGAGCCAACCCAAGCGUACGUGGAGGAGCUAGUAUACCGAUCCGUUCGCUUACCGUCUCUUGAUUUCUCCCCUUUGGCUGCCAUGCUGAAAGUGCAGGCUGCACACAACCUGGAAAAGAUAUCCCGUGAGACACAGCAGGUAUUUGGCGGUCUUGGGUAUUCUAGACAAGGCCAAGGACAGAGAGUGGAGCAGAUCAGCCGCGAUGUGCGUGUCUUGGUUGUGAGUGGUGGCAGUGAGGAGAUCUUGCUUGACAUGAUUGCCAAGCAGCAACGCAAGUUGGCACAUCUUUGA